GCCGUGGGGACGGGCUGCCUCCUGGAGACCGCGGUGGGGACGCCUCAGCUGUCGCUUCCCUCCCGCUCCAGGUGCAUCGAGGAGCGGUACAAGGCUGUGUGCAACGCUGCCCGAACGCGCUCCGUUCUGUCGCUUGGAAUCGCUUGUUUCAAACAACUCCCCGAAAAGUCUGAGAACACGUACCUCUCCCAGAUCUACAACCUGACGCUCCUCUGCAUGGAAGAUUAUAUCGUUGAGCCCCAGUCGGUGCAGUUCUUGGUGCAGCACGGCUUUGACUUCAACAAGCAGUACUCUCAGGGGAUCCCCUACCACAAGGGCAAUGACAAGGGCAACGAGAACCAGAGCCAGAGCGUUCGGACCUUUUUCAUGGAACUUAUACGAGCAAAGAAGCCCCUCGUUCUCCAUAACGGCCUGAUUGAUCUGGUGUUCCUGUACCAGUGCUUCUAUGCUCACCUUCCAGACAGCCUUGGCACUUUCACUGCUGACCUCUCAGAAAUGUUUCCAGCGGGAAUAUAUGACACCAAAUACGCUUCCGAGUUUGAGACCCGUUUUGUAGCAUCCUACUUGGAGUACGCGUACAAGAAGUGCAAGCGAGAGAACUGUAAGCUGAAGGACCAGCACCUUACCAUCGAGUUCUGCAACUACCCUGCCAACGUGUCCCGCUACAUUGAUUAUCGCUACUGCUCUCUGGAAGAAGCAAGCCACAAUGAGGGAGAGGCAAAUAAGGUGCCUGUCUGUGAGAAAUUUUCGGCCUAUGGCUGGUGUCCAAAUGGGGUGAAGUGUCCCCAGUCUCAUAACAUUGACCUCAUAAUUGAUGAGGAUGACAGGCUUUGGGAGGAGAAGCGGAAGAAACGGAAGCACAAAUGGAAACGUCGGAAGAACGCAAAGGAGAUUGAACAGGAAAGCUCAGGGAAAGAAAUGGAGCUAGCUCAGAAUGGGGAGGAGGGACCACCACGAAAACAGAGCUGUCCCAGUGAGCCAGCAGCUGCUAUGGAGCUGGCAGAGAGCACAUCCAACACUGAUGGCAGGCACCUGGAGGAGGAGAACUCCCCUGACAUGGAACCAGAAGUUAGCUUAGACACCAGUGCACAUGCCAAAAGGGAAGAGGAUUUGGGGAGCACUGAAGCAACUGCUGUCCCAUUAGAAGCCUCCACGAGCCCUUCUGCCAAGGGAAAUGGCUCUGAUGGUGACCAAGUGGAAGGGAAGUUAGAGGUCCCUGCUGGGGCGAGUUCUGUCAGUCACCCAGACAGCUCUGAGACUGAAACCGCAUCUGCCGCAAGAAAGCGAAGGGAAUCCCAGGCCCUUCCUUCACAGGGGGGAACCCACCGAGCUGGCUUUGAUGCCUUCAUGACUGGCUAUAUCAUGGCUUACGUGUGGAUGCUCAAGAAAGGAACAAGCACGGAUGCUGGUGCAGAGCCAUGGUUGCCAGAUUGUCAUAAUAAACUGUACCUCAGUGGGAAAUCAGUGCCCCUUCAGAUAGUGAAGAGCUUGUUUUCUAAAUCUUCCAAAGCUCACAGCCAAAAGAUGAAGUUGGCCUGGGCCAGUGGCUAGAGCUAGAAGACUCACAGAACUGUUUUGUUUUUUUUUCCUCCCUCACACAUUUAAGGUCUUGACUUUAUUCUGAACUGACCAGGAGGGAAGCAAAUUUCUUAUUCCUGCUUUUGUUUUAACUUCUGACCAAUUAAAUUGCUCUCAAUUGGA
Messenger RNA from Struthio camelus australis, 1701 nucleotides. Lineage: Eukaryota; Metazoa; Chordata; Aves; Struthioniformes; Struthionidae. The record is from RefSeq and is a predicted model, not a curated record.